AUGGUUUCAAGAAAUUAUAGGCCUAGUAUAGAAAAGUCUAGUAUUGAUUUGAAUCGCGAAACAUCGUCAACAUCUAUCUCUGAAACCCAACCUGAACAUUGUGCUGAAGGGUUGGAAAAUAUUAUUCUACACAAUGAAGAUGAAUCAAGGCAUAAAGAUUACUUCAACACCAACCAAAUAGGUGAGCAAGCAAGGACUGGAAGGCAAUGCAAAGACCAUUGGAACAAGAUGAAUCAAAAGGUGGCGCGAUUCAAUGGAUGUUAUAAACGAGUUCAAUUAGCACAUCACAGUGGUUGGUCUGAUGAGCAAAUUCUUGAGAAUUCACAUCAAUUGUACAAAUCUGAAAAUAACAACUCAAAUUUAUUAUUUGUGGACUGUUGGAGAUUGCUAAAGGUUGAGCCGAAAUGGAAUACAAUGUACCAACCAACAUGUGGUAAGAGAACAAAGGUGUCAGAAUCAGGGGCAUUUACUUCAUCUUCUAAUGCAGACAUCAGUGACGAUGAAGUACGUGAAGUGCGCCCUACUGGCCAAAAGGCAACAAAGAGAAAAGGAAAGGAAAAAAAAGACACAAUGCUAGAUUUAUAG
Molecule: messenger RNA, 585 nt
Organism: Humulus lupulus (European hop)
Lineage: Eukaryota; Viridiplantae; Streptophyta; Magnoliopsida; Rosales; Cannabaceae
Product: glutathione S-transferase T3-like
Exons: 2
Coding region: 1-585 (194 amino acids)
Source: RefSeq, a predicted model, not a curated record